This is a messenger RNA of Poeciliopsis prolifica (blackstripe livebearer), 4333 nucleotides long. RefSeq names its product phosphatidylinositol-5-phosphate 4-kinase, type II, gamma a (gene pip4k2ca). NCBI's taxonomy places the organism in Eukaryota, Metazoa, Chordata, Actinopteri, Cyprinodontiformes, Poeciliidae. The transcript has 10 exons. Bases 301 to 1557 code for a protein of 418 amino acids. The record is from RefSeq and is a predicted model, not a curated record. Gene Ontology annotation, molecular function: phosphatidylinositol kinase activity. Gene Ontology annotation, biological process: phosphatidylinositol metabolic process.
CGGUUGAGCUCGAGGUGGCAGUGGUGGACUGUAAACUGUCAGUGAGGUUAAGAAAACACUUCUGUUGUGGUUAUGGGAGACUGAGUAUUGAUUCAUGUCGAUAGUUUAAACGUUAAGCUGAACCCUGGAAGAAGCAGCGUCGGUUAGAGUGACCAGAGCCAAGGCGCGUGAACUUUAGCUGUCACAGUCAGCGGCGCGUGAAGGAGCCGUUAAACCAUCAUCAGGAAGAAGAAGACGCGUCACCGCCCGCUCGGAGCUCUCUCUCUCUCGGCAGGGGACGACAGAACACGGUCCGCGGCCAUGGCUGCCCUCGGUAACUCGGGGACUGUUACGUCCAGUCCGAUGGUGGUUCUGGCGCCCAAGACGAAGACGAAGAAGAAGCACUUUGUUCAGCAGAAGGUGAAGGUGUUUCGAGCCAGCGAGCCCGUCGUGAGCGUGUUCAUCUGGGGCGUGAAUCACUCGGUCAAUGAUCUCAGCCAGGUUCCUGUUCCUGUCAUGCUCCUGCCUGAUGACUUCAAAGCCAACACUAAGGUCAAAGUCAACAACCACUUCUUCAACAAAGAAAACCUUCCUGGACAUUUUAAGUUUAAAGAAUACUGUCCUCAGGUCUUUCGAAAUCUAAGAGAACGUUUUGGUAUCGAGGAUCUGGACUAUCAGGUGUCUUUAACCCGCAGCCCCCCGGUGAGAAGUGCAGAUGAUCAGGGAGAGAGUCUCCUCCUCAACUCCUACGACCGAACUCUUGUCAUCAAGCAGAUCUCCAGCGAAGACGUUGCAGACAUGCACAACAUUCUGUCAGAGUAUCACCAGCACAUCGUGAAGUGCCACGGCAGCACGCUGCUGCCCCAGUUCCUGGGAAUGUACCGGGUGAGCGUCGACAGCGAGGAGGCAUACCUCAUCGUCAUGAGAAACAUGUUCAGCCACAGACUGGUGGUGCACAGGAAGUACGACCUGAAGGGCUCUCUGGUUGAUCGUGAAGCAAGUGACAAAGAAAGGGAAAAAGAGCUUCCAACCUUUAAGGACAUGGACUUCAGGAACAACAUGCAGAAGGUUUACGUUACAGACGAGGAGAAGGAGAAGUUCAUGGAGAAACUCAACAGAGAUGUUGAGUUCCUGGUGAAGCUGAAGAUCAUGGACUACAGCCUGUUGCUCGGCAUCCAUGACAUCGGCCGAGCCGAGCGGGAGGAGGAGGAGAGCGGGGAGGUGUCCAACGAGGAGGAAGCCGAGUCGGAGAACGGGCUGGCUCCGGGCCCCGCCGCAGGUUCCUACGGAACGUCUCCUGAAGGGAUCGCUGGUUACAUGUCGUCCUGCAAGCCUCUGGGGCCGGGCGAGUUCGACCCCUACGUGGAUGUUUACGCCCUCCAGAGCUGCCCAGGCGCUCCGCAGAGGGAGGUCUAUUUCAUGGGCCUGAUAGACGUUCUCACACAAUACGACACCAAGAAGAAAGCCGCUCACGCUGCAAAAACGGUCAAGCACGGGGCCGGGGCUGAAAUCUCCACGGUCCAUCCUGAGCAGUACGCCAAACGCUUUCGGGACUUCAUCUCGAAGAUUUUCGCUUAAGCCUCCGUCUGCGGACGCUGCCAGAAGUCAUUCCAGCCUUCAACUGUAGAUCAACACUAGUAUGCACACAUGGAUCAAUAUGUAAAUUAGGUGACAAGUCAAAACUUGUAGCAUUAUGAUGCAUAUAUUUAUUUUGAAGAUAUAUAUAUAUAUUUCUUUAGGUAUUGAACACUGUUGGGAACAGUAGUGUGUGUGGGGAAUGGGAGCAUUUUUGAUCAUGAACUUAUGGAGGUUUGAUUUAUUUUGUUUUGGGGUUUUUUUCCAUUUUGGUUUUCAAACAUUAAACUACCGUAUUUUCCGGACUAUAGAGCGUACCUUAGUAUGAGCCAAAGUUAUUUUAAAAAAUUAAAAACUGAAAACGUACUUAUUGUAAGCCGUACUGGGCUAUAAGCUGCUGGUAGUCAUUGGAGACGCAGGGCUCCAAUGACUACCAGCGGAGCAGGUAGCCAUUGCAGUGGCUCCAUUUCCCUCCUGUCCUGCCAGAUCGAUCGCCCUCAACUUAACAGCUGCAUCAUAUGAACGUCUUUGUGUGGGUUCCAUGAUGAGGGGGUAUGAGUUUGAAAAAAUGUCUCUGUCGUGUCUGCUGCUAGCAUGUGCUUGUUCUAAAUGAAAAUUAGCGAUUUCUUCUUUGAUUUCUAAUUUUGACUUCCAAUGAUUCACUUCCUUCAACCCCUGGUGGUUGAAGAAAUGUCCACAGAAAAGCCGCACGGGGCUACAAACCACAUGGUUCAAAACAUGGAAAAAAGUAGUGGCUUAUAGUCUGAAAAAUACGGUAAAUAAAUGAAGUUAUGAUAAAUAGUCAAUGCACAAUGAAUAUUUACAUUAGGUUUUUAAAAAAAGAACAGCUCUGGUUUGGAGAGUCUGGUUGGAUGUUCUCUUUUGCUUCGUGUCCACUGAGUGGUUCGGUGAUAAUAUCCAAAAUAUCAAUACUAUUGAUCCUAAAUUAGUAUCUGAUUUGGGAAGUUAUGAUAGAAUAAUACCUUUUGGAUUAGGGAAACCUGGCAAUCAAGAUUUGAAUUGCAAGACUUGCAAUCCAAAGUUCCAGGAUGUUUGGUUUUAUCACUGUAUUCACUGUACAAUGGCUGUUGAAAAAGACAAGAUUGUUUACUUAUCCAGAAGCCACUUGUUGCAUUCUUGUUGGUUGUACAGGAGGCUCCACCUCUGCUUUUCAAAGAUUUACAGUUGUAUGACUGCAUCUGUUUGCAGCCAUUUUCAGCUCAUUCUGACUAAAAUGAUUUUGUGGAAAAAAAAAAUGCAAUGUAACAUGUUCUGUGAUCCAUCCUAGCCUGUUUAACAAAGCAUAAUACAACUGUGGAAUGAUUUAAUUCAAUUCUCAUUUACAACAGAUAACAGACGAACUGCUCAGUGGAAACGAAGCCCUACGUUGUGUGAAGUACGAUCAAUCGCUUGUGGUUGAAUCUUGAAGGAUUUCUGACAGCUGAGCCAAACAUGAAGUUUAAAGACAGAAGCACAAGAGCGUCUUUGUUCCCAGUAAUGUCUCAAAGCUCCAAUCUCAGCAUAUUUUAACUGAAAACAGACGCCAAAACAAAAAUAACCUGUAAGAGUCAAAGAUACUCGGAACUGGUUAAUUAUGGACAGAGCUGAGCUGUUUGAAGCUUCCAGUCUUUAUGCUAAACUAAACAUUAAUGAUUAGUUUGUGGAAACACAAGCAGUUUUCCAGAAUUAUUACCUAAAUCUUUAAAUGAGUAAUAUACUUGUUAUUUAGAAUAAAGCAUCUCUUAGUAAACAUUCAUCCAUAGAAGCUAGUAUUUGUAGUUCUUAGUGCCAAAAGCUUCAUCACAGCAGAUUUUCACAUUUUGCCAAUUAAUCUGCCCUUUUUUUCUUUUGUUUUAAGGGGGGUUGUAUUUUUUAGCUAAAUUUGUAGCAUAUUGUCAGAGAUUGACGGAAACUAAGCAAUCAUAUCUCAGCCUGUGAACAUGUCUUCCAGUUGUUUCAGCGUCUGAACUAAUGAGGAGCUCGUUUGUGAGGAGACUGGUCCAGUUUCUGGGCUGCCGAUUCUCCAUCCUGGUUCUGAUUGAACAGUGUGGUGGUUUGUGCGUUUAAGUGGCAAAUGUGUUUUAUUAUUCUGAUUUAAGGUUAAAAUUAGGUGAUAACUUUCUAGGGUCACACUACAUUUUAUCAGCUUGGCCUUAACACAGUGAGGUUUUUGAGCUUUCCUGACAGCAGGUGAGGCAGAAUGAAUGCAGAUACUUCGUCUGUACGAUGCCUCGUCAAAACGUUAGCUGCACAUGAUGUAUUUUUUGCAAAUUAGCUCUUGGACCAAAUUAUAUUUUACAAAGAUUGGAACGUAUUUCCCUGGAAAACGUGUGCGAGCGCUUGAUGACCGGUGAAAAUGAGUUCUGGAUCUGCUGGUGGGUUUUAGAGUGAAUCGACUUCGUGUGACACUUUCCUCUUAGAAAUACCUCAAGUUUUUAAAUGUCCAGAGGAACGUUGUUGAUUUUUGUUGUAGUUGUAAAACGUUUCCUCUGACAUCGUUCCUUUUAUCCAAUGAAUCAUCUGUUCAACAUAAUUUUCACUUCUUCCUUUUUUGUUUGGAUAAUGUGUUUUUCAUGUACUUUGUAAGCUAAAGUAAAAGUGUGCAAGUGUCAGCUUUUACAUGUAAGAAAAUUAUUUUUAGGGGGAAACGUAUAAAACAUGUAAACUUUGUUUUUGCUUUUAUUUUGACACUAAAAACUGUCAGUUUUGUGUGAAGCAAAUAGUGAUUUUAUUUUAUUUUUGUCUUUGAAUUUAAGGUGAAAUAAACAUUUUGUUCUGA